This is a messenger RNA of Vespula pensylvanica (western yellowjacket), 472 nucleotides long. RefSeq names its product flexible cuticle protein 12-like. The transcript is spliced from 2 exons. Gene Ontology annotation, molecular function: structural constituent of chitin-based larval cuticle. Lineage: Eukaryota; Metazoa; Arthropoda; Insecta; Hymenoptera; Vespidae. The coding region runs from base 94 to 414 and encodes 106 amino acids. Gene Ontology annotation, cellular component: chitin-based extracellular matrix. The record is from RefSeq and is a predicted model, not a curated record.
AUCCUCUUUCGAAUCAGUGAAGUGAUUCAACUCGUCUCGAAUCAAAUUUCUUCUUUGCACUUAUUAAUUCUUCCAAAAACAAACUCAUCAAAGAUGAAACUGAUCAUCGCUUUCUCCGCUCUUUUGGCUGUUGCCCUCGCUCGUCCGCAACAUCAGGAGGAUGUGGUAGUCGUGAAGGAGACACCGUCCGACAAUAUCGGUGUUGGUGGCUACAACUAUGGCUACGAACUCUCGAACGGUCAACACCAUGAGGAAUCAGCCGAAUUAACGAAUGCUGGCACUGAAAACGAGGCUCUUGCCGUUAGGGGUAGCUUCGGUUGGGUCGACCCGGUUACCAAUCAACGAUACACCGUCAGCUACGUUGCCGAUGAGAAUGGUUUCCAUCCAGUGGGUGAACAUCUUCCAUCGGCCUGAUUUCUUUAUUAUAAAAGGACAAAUAUUAGUUUAUUAAUAAAAUUAUUUUAUAACCAAA